UUGUGCAACUGUCGUGCAACGUACAAUAUACACUUCCGUUUUUAAUUUGUGUUUAACCUAGAACGAGUCUGGCGAAUUCAUUUUUCAACGCAAUUGAAUAUUUUCAUGAAGAUUUCAGUGAAAUAAUUAAACAUGAAAACUGCUCCCGAUCCAAAAGACAUACAGGAAUUUCAAUUUAAACAGUCGUGCAUAUCCCAAAUUUUAGAUGCAUAUACAACUGUGCCAAUUGCCUGCAGUCUUGUUACUGUAGACAAGAAGAGGGGUUUAUUAUAUGUAGGUCAAAAUAAUAAGAUCGUUGUAUUAAAACCUGGAGAAGACAGUGAUCCAGAAUGGAAAAUCGAACUGGAGACAACAGUAAUUAUUUGUAAAUUAAUACUUAACUGUGAUUGUUCCUACUUAGCAGUAGUACCACAAGGACCGUCUGUUUUAAUUUACGAUGUACAAGCCCUUAGCAAAACCAAUUUACGUUUAUUACACGAAAUCAGGAUUAGUACAUCGGGCAUGGAGGUCUUUGCAAACGAUGUACAUUGGAACCCAACUGUCCCAGGAAUGUUAUGUACAGUAGCUAGUGAUUACACAAUCGGUAGUUUCCAAAUAAAAGAUGAGAAGUCAAUAGAGUUGAAAGCUUUAGAAAGAUUAAAUGGACUAGAUGCCUUGAGCGCAGCUUGGAGUCCUAAAGGGAAACAAAUAGUUAUUGGUUGCAAAAAUGGAAGUAUUGUACAAUUGAAACCAGACUUGAAAGUAGCUAGAAUGUUUCCUGGUCCUACUCCAUACAUUGGAGAAGUUGUUUCCAUUUUAUGGAUCAGCAAUUAUCAGUUCUGUGCUGCUUACUUAGGUAGCGAACAGAGGAUCAAUGUUCUUAUAGUUGAUGCUCCUAAAGGCGAAACAAACGCCACUUUUACGUGUUACGAAGAUAUCACAUAUGGAUUAACAUAUACGGAAGGAGAAAGAAUGCCAACACGUUACUUCUUCGAUCAUGUGCCAGAAUGGGGUUUAAUUAUUGCUGCUAGUAGUAAUAGCAGUGAAAUUGCAGUAUUGGGAUCCACGGAUGGAGGUGCCACUUGGUAUCAAUGGCAACUAGUUGAUAGCCGCAGGGCUCAAUUGCCGUUUGUUCAUACUACGGAGAGUUACCCAGUAGGCUUAGCUAUAGAUAAAUCUCCUGUCAGAAAAUUACAAUGGGGAGCUGAUUCUAUUUUACCUAUUCCAGUUCCUAUACUACAUAUUCUGGCAACGUCCGGUCAACUCUGUAGUUUUCAUAUGGUGAAUUUGACACCCAAUUGUCCUUCUAUUAACAUUCCACCUACAGAAAUUGUUCUACCUCCACCGCAACAACAUUUCAAUCCCAUUUUGACAGACACAUCCCUUGUCAUGAAUGGUGUGAUAACAAGUACUCCACGUCCAAAGCAAAUGGAAAAUGUUUCCGAACGGCAGAAACCGGCUCCUACAAGAGAUAUCUUCGAGAAGAUGUCUCUUUUACAGCACCCACCUGAAAAACUACAGGAGCAAAAUGUCGAAACUUCAAACGUGGAAGUUAAGGUAGAACCACCCAAAGAAUCCCAUUCGCAGGAGCCUCUAAAACCGGAUAUUAAAUUGGCACCAGUUAAAAAAGCAGGUUCACAAGAUCCUGUGCAGGAGCAGAAAGCAACUAUUGAGGAUGAGACUAGAGAUAUUCGCGCUUAUAUAGAGGAACAUAAUUUAUUUGAAAAAGAAUUGCGCAACCGAUUGGAAUUACAAACUUGGGAUUGCGGCACAGAAGAGGAACGCCGAAAACUUGUAGAUACCUCUAAUAUAGUCGAUCAAUUUCUUAGAGAAUUGAGAGAUACGACGAACAGUUUAUCAAGCGAUAUCGCAUACUUAAAAGCAUUGCUGCUGCAAUCGUUUGCUUGGGUCGAGGAAACCAAAUCUAAAAAUUCAGCCAGCAUGGAUUUUACUACUAGAAAUUGUGGAGACAACAAUAAGAUAUCUGAUCUACAAAAACUAUAUUAUUAUACUCAAACGCAACUUGACCAGGCUAGUAAGAUCUUAGAUUUGGAAUGGUCUGAUCAUAAAAUUCAAGAAAAGUCGCGAAUGAAAAUUCCCCAUUUGGAGUGUGUGUAUCAGAAUCUUAUUCUGCAUAAUAAAAUCAUUCGGCAGGAAAAGAGCAAAGUAGAGCAACUGAAAAAACAGUGGAAAUUACUUACCCGUAAUAACAAUAUAUUUGGAUUGAAUCGUUCAUUAUCAAAUUUAAAUAUAACGUCGCCAAAAUCAUCGAUUUCUCUUCCAAGAAAUGCAGGAAUCAUAGAAGCACGUUGUAAAACUAUCGCAUCAAAAACAUUGAGUUUUACUCAAAGCAAGCAAAUUAAGCUGAGGGAAUAUUUAUCUAAUUCCACUCCUAGAAUUAUAAAACCUGUAAAUCCGUCACCGAUUCAACAUCGUUUGGAAGCAACUCUAUCUUCAUUGGCAUCGCUGAAUACUACACCCAUUGAGAUAAAAAACAAGAUAGAAUCACCUACCUCGAAACAAACUCCGGUUGCUAAACAGACCACCACUGAAAAGCCAAAACAACAAAGUCCUUUAGCUUCUCUGAAUAGCAUUGUUGCAAGAAUCGGUACGAAUGAAAUCAAUAAUGUACCAACGCAAAGUAAAUCACAGACAAAACAACCCGCUUAUACUGUGGCUUUCCCUGUUACAGCUGGAGCUAAACCCCUACAGACAGAGAAAAAGUCAAGUCCACCAGUGACUCUUGCCACAAAUCAAAUUAGUAAAUCAAACGAUAAUGUUACAUCAAGCCAAGCUAAUACUCUAAUUCUUAAUGUUCCAAGUUCGAUCAAGUCAUUCCCUAAAGUUGAUUCCAUCACGUUUGGUACACCAGGACAGAAGCCUGAAGAAACUAUUUUACAAAAAUUUACACCCAAAGAAUCUGGUACCAAACCUAGCAAAGAUAUUGUAUCGAGUAGUGAUCCUACAAAAGUACAAAGCAACUUAUUUAAUACCGGUACAUUGAAAGAUGUAUUGUCAACAGAUACAUCCUCGACAAAAGUACAGGAAAUCAAUUUGAAUACUUCGUUGAAAUUUGGGCUUGCAACGACAACGACGCCAAUUACAAAAACCGACGCUGCAGCCACAUUCAGCUUCGCUACUCCGAAUGCUGCAGCUGUAAUCGUUAAGAGCACUUCGCAAACUAUGAUGCCACAAUCAACGGUCGCACAAACAUUUUCUUUUGCUUCAAAACCAUCAACUCCUACAAGUUCAUUUAGCCUGAAAAUACCACAGACAGCAACAACAGCGCCUCAGACACAAGAUUCGUUGAAUUUAACUGGUUUAUUUACAGGGUUGCAGAGCAACAAUCAAACAUCUGUAUCUAGCAAUAAUAUGAAUGCCGAUUCAAAGUUCAAUUAUAAACCUACAUUUGGAACACCUGGCUGUCAAAUGGGCCUGUCAUUGGGGCAAAUGUCUAUUGGUCUGGCGAAUGAAACUCCUAGAUCAAAAACUAUUACAGUCGCUCCCUCGGUUACUAUUGAAAAAGUUGCUUCUGCAGAAUCGAAAGCUCCUACUUUUCCUAGUUCUGUGGAAGCUGUACCUGCAACUACUGCUACUACCACCAUUACUACUCCUUCAUUGUUUGGAGAUCAAUCUGGCACAUCAAAUGUUUCUAUAUUUGGUGGGAUGUCGAGUUCUACCACGCCAACCACAUCAACCGUUGCUGCUACAAUCAGUGGCACAGGCUUUGGCAGUCAAACUGUAACAACAAUGCCUAUGUCGAUAUUUGGUGACUUUAAAACCACUCCCACAACUAGUACAGCUACGGUUACAACAACAUCCAGUACUGCCUCUUCGUUUCAAACUUCUCUACCACAACCCACUUUUGGAGAGGCUGCCACAAAUUUGUCCCCUGCAAAUGCUGCCAGCGUUAACAGCAGCAGUACUCCAUCUACAUUGACCUUUGACACCGCGACAACAACCUCUGUUACUUCACCGUUUGGGAAACCAUCUGCUCUCGCAAUGAACACUCAAUUUCCAAAUACACCAACCGUUUCUUCUGCAGCAAACACCUUUGGAAAACCAAUUAUCAGCCCUGCUUCCAUACCUUUUGGAAGUUUUACGAAUACAUCUAUAUUCGGCGGUGUGCCAACUACUUCAACGAAUACUUCAAUCUUUAGCGGAAGUAACACUAAUUCCAUUUUUGGUGGAAACACUCAAGCGUCGCCUUCUGGUUCCAUCUUUGGAGGAAAUGCAUCUACAAUGAACAACUUUAGUACGCCUCCGAAAUCUCUUUUCGACAAUAACGCUCAAAAAUCUGGUUUAAUAUUUGAUGGAACUCAGAACACUGAGUUCGCAUGUAGACAGGCAGUACAUUUGCAGACAGGUAAUAUAUUUGGAGGUAGUACUUCCUCGAUGGGCAUGGAACAACCUGUACUAGGUGCACAAUCCGGUUUUGGACAAGCACCUGCGUUUGGUUCCAAGCCAGUAUUUGGGUCAGCACCAUCAUUUGGUUCCUCGAAGCCAAUUUUUGGUGAUACAUUUGGAGCAGUAGCGUUUGGAGCUACUGCAUCUCCUCCAGCUUUCGGAAGCCCACCGCCAAUGAGCAGCCCUCCACCAAUAGAUAACAACGUAUCUAAAGUUUUUGGAACCGUAGGAGGUAAUAGUACGUUUGAAUCUUUGGCUACUCAAUCAGGCGGGCUCACUUUUAGUAGUUUAGCCCAAAAGAGUCCAGAAGCAGAAAGACCUCCGUCGUUCAGCGGUGGAAGCUCUUUCUCGAGUUGGCGGUAGUAUAUCAAUAUCUAGGUUGAACACAACAGUCAAAAUUUCCAUACAAACUAUUCUUUUAAUGAAAGAAUCUCAACAUCCCAAUCAAUUAAAAUCAUGUAUUUAUAAUGUCUUGUUAUUAGUAACGUGGCAAACGAUGAUGAUUUUAAAACCAUCUUUCAGAAUUGUAUUAUACAAACAUAGAAUGUGAUUUAGUUUAUUUCGGAUUUAUUUACAAGAAACGAAUAUUGUAUAAAACAUUCUACCGUUAUAUAAAAAUAUCAUUAGAUACCUCUC
Molecule: messenger RNA, 5022 nt
Organism: Megalopta genalis
Lineage: Eukaryota; Metazoa; Arthropoda; Insecta; Hymenoptera; Halictidae
Gene: Nup214
Product: nuclear pore complex protein Nup214
Biological process (GO): RNA export from nucleus; protein import into nucleus
Cellular component (GO): nuclear pore
Molecular function (GO): structural constituent of nuclear pore; protein binding
Source: RefSeq, a predicted model, not a curated record